CCGCCUCGGCAUGGUUCGGAUCCUGCUCCCGACGUGCUGAGUGGCCCCCUCUCCUGCUUGGAUGUCGUUGCCCCGAGGCCUUCUUGACCUGAACGCACACCCCCAUGGCCGCGAUCCAAUCACGUUGGACUCUGGCUGAACAUGCGCCGUAAUAAGGAGAACAAGGUUCAUCAACAGUAGGAUCAUUCCCGUGGACGCCUGUCUGAGUUCGAAGGGCAUGACAUGGCCGAUAUGGGGCUCCAACUUGAGCCCAUCUCUCAGGGUCUGGAGCAGUACGGACCAUGGCACUUCGCAGACGUUCGAUUCCAGCAGGACCAUCGCGCCGAGCUGCAAGCGGCGCUGUUGCAGACGGCAGCGAUCAGCGAGCUGAGCGACACUCUUCGAGAGAUCUCGAAAGCGGGGAGAGCGGACUGUCACAGUUCCUCUCGCCCAGAAGUGACACUGUCAGUAUUACGGGAGCCAGAGCCUACGGCAGAGAAGUCUUCCCGGCGCAGCUCACCCGGGGGUUGCACUUCGGACGCUGCAACAAACGAAAUCGGUCGUUCCCUCUUUCCCAGGAUUCUCCACCCGUCCCUGGGUUUCCGUCAGGUCGUCCCCUCCGGCGAGGAUGUCGUGACAUUCCCAUUCUCAGCGCCGCCCUCGCGCCCCGGGUCGUUCCUCAAGCGUCGGCGGCCCGCCACGGACGUUGACGGUCCCGGCACCUACUCCCUAAGCCGCAAGAAACGCCGGCUGUUACGACACCUAAUUACCUCGCGGCUCUCCCAACCUUUCUCUCUUCCAGCAACCCACAUCCUCAACCGGGAAUCCGUCGCAACAGGCGACAAACGGUUUAUCAAGCUCGCCGCCAUCAUGUCAGCGAGGCGAGGAUUCAACAGCACCGUGACGACGCAGCCUCACUCUCCAUUGCCACAGCCCCAGCAACCGAGUCCGUCGACCUGGCUCCGGCGGGCCGCUGUGCUCAACAGCCUACGAAGCCGGGUCCGCGCCGAAGUGGUGGAGAGGGGCCACGUUCAGGUUUCCGACCUCGCGGCCAAAGCAGCUGUGUUCCAGCAGGGCCAUGGCAACUCGGUGUUCGUAGGCGGGCGAUAUCUCAUCACAAUGACGACGCCGUCGGUGGCAGCGCCAAUGACGCCCGGGCCACGCGGAGUGUCACAGCCCUCCUCCUCUGGCUGCCCGCCACCAACACUACCACCACCACCACCACCACCACCUGGCAGCCUGCAAUCACCACCCGGCCUCCGGCUCCAGCCCGGUAGUAUCCACGUGCCGAUGGCCGGAGGCCCGCCACCGACGUGUGCCACCACCUGUCUGCGCAUUCCCAGCCCCAAGCUGCGGCCGCUCCGCUCGCCGGAGCUGCGGGUGACGAGGCCGCUUGUGCCGCUCGAGGAUAUUGAGGAGCUCGACGGCGACGACGACGGCGGCGGCGGUGUGGCCUUCCCGACGUCGGAGCACGAGAGCCGGUACGAGGACGAGCCGUCAGACGAGGUGUAUGCCGAUUUCAGCGUCAUCUUUGGUGGGGCAGACGGAGAGGACUCGGACGAGGAGGGGGGUGGGGGUGAUCACUUCGAGGAUUAUAUGGACGAUCUGGAUGGCAUACCUUGGAACGCCCGUUGCUGAUGACGGCUAGGAGCAGUACUGUGUGAAGGUGCUGUUCUAUUGAUUCCAUGCGUGGGGCGGCGACAUUGCAUUGCAUUUUUACACAAUUGGAGGCACCUUAUCACAACUUGGAGUUUCA
Messenger RNA from Chaetomium strumarium, 1735 nucleotides. RefSeq lists its product as uncharacterized. The transcript has a single exon. The record is from RefSeq and is a predicted model, not a curated record. Bases 223 to 1617 code for a protein of 464 amino acids. NCBI's taxonomy places the organism in Eukaryota, Fungi, Ascomycota, Sordariomycetes, Sordariales, Chaetomiaceae.